Acanthocheilonema viteae is the source of this 913-nucleotide messenger RNA. Lineage: Eukaryota; Metazoa; Nematoda; Chromadorea; Rhabditida; Onchocercidae. The record is from the annotation of a GenBank genome assembly.
GAAUCAGAACCUUCUUGAUAUUCGACAAAUCGUGAAUCGCGCCAAUCAAAGGUACAACACCCGACUGGAGUUAUUAGCAAUACUCAUUGGAGUACGAGCAGUACAAUUCGUAAUAAAUCAACUGCAGUUUGAAAACGUAUCGAUAACAUUAUGGUCUGAUUCUAAGUGCACUGUAUUCAAGGAGUUAUCGAUGUUGCAAAAUGAACUAAAAUUAUCAGACCUUAUAGUGGCAAUGAGAUUCCUAAUCAUACAAGCACAAUCUCAAGAAAUAACUGAGGAAGUAAAGAAAUGGAACUGUAUUAUGAUGAGGAUGACCGGUACUGGAAAUCCAGAAGCUGUUUGGACAAUUCAGGGACAUAUGAAGCAACAGAUUGAGGAACUGUGUCAUGCAGGAAUCGCCCAUACACCAUCAGAAAUGAGAAAGGAAUUUUGGAUACCUAAAGGCAGAACAGAGGUGAAGCGAGUGUUAAAUGUAGAAACUAUAAAAGAUGAAGUGCAAUACCAUUCUGAAAUAAGAGAGCCUCAUGAGAAUGAGAUUGUACUAGUCAACGAACCAGAAGUUCCCCGUGAACGAGAAGUGCUAGAAAUUAGCAACAAAAUUCAAACUUUUCUCAAUGGUUUCAAUGUUCCUCAGUCGGGAAUGUCGGAAAAUCCGAAAAUUUGUGAUAUUAAGUUAUUCACAUCAAUUGUUGUAAAUUUUGUUGUGAGGCCUGUCCAUCACGGCCAGGACCCAAAGGGCCAGAUGGCAAGGAUGGAAAUAAGGGACCAAGUGGACCACAAGGACUAUCAGGACCUUGGAGUGCAAGGGUAUCCAGGAGCAAAAAGUAUUCGUGGGCCUCGAGGACAGCAGGGACCGCCAGAUCAACAAGGAGUGAAAGGAGAUACAGGACCACCAGGGGCAAUGAGAGGAUAG